AUGCGCAGUAUGAUGGAGAUCAGUGCGGCCAAAGAGGUCGCAAUACGCGAACACGAAUGGAUAUCAAAACAAAAUACCCCUGUUUGUGGUAACAAGGAGACGCGGCUGACAAACCUACCUUGGUCUACACUUUCUGCAAAUGGAUUAGAAUCAUCAUUUAUUUGUUGUUUGUUAGGUCUGCUGACUGGACCGGGAAAGCUCACAGAGCCAGAUCAAGUGUUCGAUAAAUUGGACCGCUCAGAAUUUCCUUUUUUUGCGAUGUUCAGGUUCAUAGCAUCAUGUCAAGCUGAAAUUUGUGCCCAUUUAAAGUUUUUGCAAGAAUCGGAAUUCGGAAGUCGUACCAAUGCUUAA
Plasmopara halstedii is the source of this 351-nucleotide messenger RNA. RefSeq lists its product as uncharacterized. The transcript has 2 exons. Bases 1 to 351 code for a protein of 116 amino acids. NCBI's taxonomy places the organism in Eukaryota, Oomycota, Peronosporomycetes, Peronosporales, Peronosporaceae. The record is from RefSeq and is a predicted model, not a curated record.